UUAAUAAAGUAGCACAAUGAGAAAGUUAAAAAGCUUAAUUUUACUUUCAUUUUAUUUUGCCAACUGCCUUGCAGUACCAGCCGAAAAAGAACGAGUGGAAGAUGAUCCUGAAUUGACGGCAGGGUUUUUCGAAGGUGAUAUUGAAUUAGAUUUCAAACGUAAUGGUUUAAAAGAUACUACACAAAGAUGGCCUAAUGGUGUAGUGCUCUUUAGGAUUGACCCAGUAUUUGAUACCAAACACUCUCUAUAUAUCUUACAAGGCAUGAAAACAAUUGAAUCUCUUAGCUGUAUACGUUUUCGUCAUGCCUCUGAUACCACCAAGGGCUAUGUUAAAAUUAAUGGUGAAUCUACUGGCUGUAGUGCCAGAGUUGGUUAUAGCGGCAUUAAGCAAAAUCUAAAUUUACGCGUUGAUGCUUUGGACCAGGGCUGCUUUAGAAUUGGCAGCAUUAUGCAUGAAUUGUUACAUGCUCUGGGCUUCUAUCAUCAACACAGUGCCUCCAAUCGUGAUAAGUAUAUCCGCAUUGACUGGGACAAUAUUACCAAAGACAAGGAGAAAAACUUUAAAAAGUUUGAUUCGAUAGUUUCUACUAAUUUUGGCGUUGAAUAUGAUUAUGGCAGCGUUUUGCAUUACAGCUCUAAGGCAUUCUCGAAAAAUGGCGAAGCAACCAUAGUUCCUUUGAAGGAAAAUAAUGCCGUGAUGGGCCAGCGGCUGACUUUAAGUGAGGGUGAUAUACUAAAAUUUAAUAAAAUGUAUAACUGUUAA
Molecule: messenger RNA, 763 nt
Organism: Calliphora vicina (urban bluebottle blowfly)
Lineage: Eukaryota; Metazoa; Arthropoda; Insecta; Diptera; Calliphoridae
Product: seminal metalloprotease 1-like
Exons: 2
Coding region: 17-763 (248 amino acids)
Biological process (GO): proteolysis
Molecular function (GO): metalloendopeptidase activity; zinc ion binding
Source: RefSeq, a predicted model, not a curated record